AUGGAUAUUGUUAGUUCGCCAAACGCAAUGAACAAAAAACAGCUCUCCGCAAAUUCAAAUGCCGAGCAAAAAAGGCUUGUUGCCAAGUUUGUUAGAGAGCACACCAACCUUCUCUCUGGCAAAUUCACAAACUGGUUCACCAAAGAAUCGGGCAAAAAUCUGUGGCAAGAAGCCUCAGUAGCAUUGAAUGCGGUGCCCAGUGGUGGUUUCAAGGAUUGGAAGCAGUGGAGAAAGAUCUGGCAAGACCUAAAAACAAGGACCAAAGUGAAGGAGGCGGCUGUCCGUAAGUACAGGACUGGAACUGGUGGUGGACCUAGAAUGCCGCCUCCAACACUUAAACCGGAAGAGGAGGUGGCAGUCGAGGCCCUCACAAAAGUCUCAAUCGAGGGACAUAACAUAAAGAACUUUGAGGAGCAAAUAAGGAAUCCCUUGCCGGCCCAACCUCAUUCCUCAUUACAGUUAGUUUUUUCUCCAGUGUCUGUAUCCGAACCCCCGAGUCCAACAAAGUCUCCUAUUCCCUGUCCCUCGCUCACUCCUAUUGCAGACUGUGGCACAAAUAGUAUUUGAAACCUUAUUUUAGAUGAAAAUAUUCGGUUUCAAUAUGGGACUCAAAUCCACAACCUCUGAAUUUGAGGCCUAACAGAUUAGUGACUAAACAGUUUUCAAACCUUUUUUGUUCGAUUUUUUCAUUUAUUUUAUAAUCAGUGAAAGAGGUGAUGUGGUUAGAUACUUCAAUUGUUUCUUGCAUCAAAUUUCUGUAUACUUAAAACCAAAGUACUUAUUUUAGACUCAAUUUUAGAAAUAAAAAAGUUCUCAAAAUUUUCCUACACAAAAAACUCAC
Messenger RNA from Ceutorhynchus assimilis (cabbage seed weevil), 841 nucleotides. NCBI's taxonomy places the organism in Eukaryota, Metazoa, Arthropoda, Insecta, Coleoptera, Curculionidae. The record is from the annotation of a GenBank genome assembly.